UUUCGGAGCUAAUUGAAUCGAUUAUUUGAACAAAGCAAGCAAAUCGAAAAAAAGUCGACUACAUGUAAACUAAAGUCAAAAGUCGAUAGUCGAUUUACAGAUCCCUAUUCGGUGCUGACAGUUUUUGGAAGAACUCGUAAAAGAUUUCAACAUGGCUUUUGGUGAUUAUCCCGCUGAAUACAACCCCAAGGUACAUGGUCCUUAUGACCCAGCUCGCUAUUAUGGCAAAGCUGAUGUUCCCUUCGGUCAAGUAAAAUUGGGUGAAUUGGGAGCCUGGUUCGGUCGUCGCAACAAGACCCCCAGUGCCAUUGCUGGUGCCUUCAGUCGUGCCUGGUGGCGUUGGAAUCACAAGUACGUUCAACCCAAACGUGCUGGAAUUGCUCCAUUCUUCCAACUCACUGCCGCCGCUAUGACAUUCUUCUAUGCCAUCAACUACGGCAAGAUGAGACACCACAGAAAUUACAAAUACCAUUAAACUGGACGUCGAGAACUUUGCAACACAACUUUUCCCACGUUUGACAUGGGAUAAAGUGAGUUCUGAAUUCGUAUUGCAUUGUGUUAUUCCGAAUAACUGUCAUCAGCUGAUGUUUUUAUCGUAUUCAAAUGUUUAAAAAAUAAAUCAUAAAAUUCUUAUAGAAGAAAAAUAAUUAAAAAACUAAAAUAAAAA
Messenger RNA from Musca domestica (house fly), 667 nucleotides. It is a transcript of the gene ATPsynF, whose product is annotated as putative ATP synthase subunit f, mitochondrial. NCBI's taxonomy places the organism in Eukaryota, Metazoa, Arthropoda, Insecta, Diptera, Muscidae. The transcript is spliced from 3 exons. The record is from RefSeq and is a predicted model, not a curated record. Gene Ontology annotation, molecular function: proton-transporting ATP synthase activity, rotational mechanism. Gene Ontology annotation, biological process: proton motive force-driven mitochondrial ATP synthesis. The coding region runs from base 152 to 475 and encodes 107 amino acids.